Messenger RNA from Aspergillus nidulans FGSC A4, 1707 nucleotides. RefSeq names its product putative MFS transporter. Gene Ontology annotation, biological process: transmembrane transport. Bases 1 to 1707 code for a protein of 568 amino acids. Lineage: Eukaryota; Fungi; Ascomycota; Eurotiomycetes; Eurotiales; Aspergillaceae. Gene Ontology annotation, cellular component: membrane. Gene Ontology annotation, molecular function: transmembrane transporter activity. The transcript is spliced from 12 exons. The record is from RefSeq and is a predicted model, not a curated record.
AUGUGCCCAGGCUUCAUGUUGGGGUGUUGGGGUUAUUAUGGGGGCAGGACGGCAAGCAGAGAUCUGGACAGAAAGAGGACGGUCCGUCGGCGCCCAGAAACAAAUCAAGCAGCUGAAGCAAAUCAAGCCUCGAGUGUCGAGGCGAACGCACCGCUACUGAUCGGCGAACAGAAAAAUGGCCGAGGGUUUUCCUUCACCAGGUCAGCUUGCCCAUCGGCAGCUUAUUUCCCCCUUGCUUUUUCCCCUCACCCCCGUCUCAGUCGUCUUGCUGCGGGAACCGCGUCCAUUGUUUACCUACGACCAGUACCUUUGAUUCCCACUAUGGACCCCGAGAAGCCUCGGGCAGAACUGGCCGACGAUGUCAAGCAGCACUCGCUCAGCAUGACCGGCGACGCUGAUGCUGAUCAGAAGCUGGCCAGGAGGAUCCUGUUCAAGCUGGACACCAGAAUACUGCCUGUUCUAGCACUGCUCUUCCUUUGUUCCUUUCUCGACCGAACCAACGUCGGUAACGCGAAGAUUCUCGGCCUCGAAGAUGACCUCGAUAUCACAAAUCACCAGUACGACAUCGGUCUGACGAUCUUUUAUCUCUUCUAUAUAUUGAGCGAGGUCCCCAGCAACCUGGUCAUCAAGAAAGCCUCACCGAAAAUAUGGCUUCCAGCGCUGACGGCAGUCUGGGGCAUCAUCACCAUGUGCCUCGGGUUCGUCCGCAAUUUUGGCAGCUUUGCCGCAGUGCGUGCGCUCUUGGGAAUCGCCGAGGGCGGGUUGCUUCCGGGAAUGGUACUCUAUCUCUCAUCAUUCUACCGGAGGGGCGAUUUGGCUCUUCGAAUCGGUUUGUUCUACACGGCUGCUUCGCUAUCAGGUGCAUUCGGCGGACUGCUUGCUCGCGGCUUGGCGGAGAUUGGCCCUCGAGGCGGUUUAGAAGGAUGGCGCUGGAUCAUGAUCAUUGAGGGUCUUUUGACCUUCCUUUGCGGCUGCCUUGCCUAUUUUGCCCUGCCGAAUAGCAUAGAAACCACGCCAUUUUUGACCGAAGAUGAGCGCCGAUUUGCUCGUGAGAGGAUACAGCUCGAGAAUCCGCAUAUCCAGGAGUGUGGCCCUCGCAGCCGAACAGGAGAGCUUGGUGUGGUCCGAACUGCCGACAAUCAUCGACGAGAGUGGCUUCGCGAGCGAUGCAAACCAAACGCAGCUCUGGACGGUGAUACCGUACGCCGUGGCCGCCGUGCUGACAGAAGAACAGUAUUCGUGUCCUUCCUUUCUGACCGCUUGAAACUCAGAGGCGUCAUUAUGCUAUUCUCCCUUCCAAUCGCUAUCGCCGGAUACGCGGCGAUUGGCAACAUCACCUCCCCACAAGCAAAGUACGGCAUGACGUUCCUCAUGGCUACGGGGAUGUAUGCGAGUGUUCCAUGCAUUCUGGUCUGGAACUCGAAUAACUCAGCUGGGCAUUACAAGCGAGCUACCACAUCGGGAAUGCAGCUCGCAAUUGCAAACUGCGGAGGGUUUGUUGCGACAUUCAUCUACCCCAACAAGGAUAAGCCGCAGUUUCACCGGGGUCACACGGUGGUCUUGAGCUUGUUGGUUUUUGCUUGGUUUAUGAUUCUCUUAAAUGUCCUCUAUUGUGCUAAGAUCAACCGGGACAAAAGAAACGGCAAGUACUCCAAGUAUGAAGGAUAUAGCGACGAUCGUGAUCCGAAAUUCAUGAUGGUGCUGUAA